UUAUCCCAAUGUUUUUACUAUCUCACAGGAUGACCCAGAUCACUCGCGAAAAUCUGACAGAGAGGACAGCAAUGAAACAGAACAUCUCAAUCACUAUAGAUGGAUACGAAACUGGAGGAAAACCAGUUUGAACGUGGAAUCAAACCAGAAGCGUUUGUUUUCCGGUGACUCGAUCACAGGGACCAGAUCAAAGAGGAGGACGACAGUGAGUGAACUGCAAGUCCACGAGCAGGUGGAAAAGGAAAACCAGGGCACAGUGUUGCAGAGAAGACAACUGAAUGAUAAUAAAAGCCAUGGCAUAGUUGAAGCAAACAAGUCAAGUCAACGUCAUGGUCUGCUAGAACUUCCAAAUCAGAGAUCAAGGACCAAAAGACAUUCAUCACUUACCAGUAAGCAUGAAAGUUCGAGGGUAAAAGUGUUAAUCGUCCCCUCUUCAUCUGUUAAUCCAGAUGCAUUCACUGAGUCACGUCGGUCUUCUAGUCAACAACAGGUAGAUAACGUGCGAAAAUUGAAUGAGCUUAGCUUGUCCGAUGAAAUUCAGUCCGUAAAACACCACUGGCCUUUCAGAAGGCGGAUACUCCCUGGAACCAAGAAAACCGAAUCCUUUCAGAGUGACCCCAACCGACGACCAUAUGUAACUGAGAGCACACGCUUGAUUGCCACAAUGUUUCGCAAUCCGAUCUCCGCGCUUUUGGAAGAGCAUGCAACACAGGAACUUUCGGCGGGAAAAAGCACUACUGUUGGUCAGUCAGAACCUGAUGACACUAGUUAUCAAAACUCCAGAAUGACUGAAGUUCCAUCUCCAUAUCUUGUCUGGUUGCCAGAAUCACCAGUGGAUCAAUGCAGUCCGGACGAAUACCACUGGAAUCAUGCUGUGAUAUAUCGGUACCUUUUUACCCGAGAUAUGGAGCGAACAUCCCUCUUCAACCCGGAAUUCCUGAAGCAGAACUCACUCACAGAAGACAUUCGAGCCACUUUAUGUGACUGGAUGAUCAAGGUUCAACAAUAUUUGAAACUUCGGACAGAAACUCUCCAUCUGGCUGUCAGCAUUGUGGAUCAAUACACGUGGCUGAAGAAGAACAUGAAUCCAAUAGAUUACCAACUGGUCGGAAUCACCGCCCUGUUCGUCGCCGCGAAAUUUGUCGAGAGAUUUGCGCCCUCAUCGGCAACCUUGUGUUAUCUAACGGAGAACUCUUACAAGCCAAGACAAGUGCUUGACUUCGAACACAGUCUGCUUCGCAAACUCGACUUUGAUUUGACAAUUCCGCUGCCCCAUCAUUUCCUAACACGUGCCGUUCUCGCUUGUUCCGAUCUGACCACAAUAGAAAAAGCUAAGGUUGAGUUAAUAAGCUGCUAUCUUUUCGAACUAUCCUUGACGGAAACAUCGAUCGUUGGAUUCUCUGCGAGUAUCCGCUGUGCUGCUGCGGUGAGGCUAGCACGUCACUUGAUAGAUUUGGAACGCAUCCGUAUACAACAAACUCGAAGUUCCAGUCCACUCCUCUUACAUCCAGAUCGACAGCAAGUGGAACCCUGGCCCGAAAUACUGAUUCGAAGUGUAGGUCACGGGGACACACCUCGGUUACGAGCCGUUUGUCUCACUUAUGUUCGUGCUUUGAGACGAUUCAAAACUGGUUUUUCCUCUACUACUGAGAAAUUCGAAGCAGCGUUUCACAAAUUUAGUAAUCGCGGUUAUAAAGGCGUCGCUCAGUGCCCUACAAUCAAAUACUGUGAACUUGACAAUAUUGAAAGGUCGCUAUGCUCUUCGUCAUCUUCAGAGCCCAACUCUUAGUCACACUCGAAAGUGGUAAACUGACCAGAAUAGUCCUUUUCUGUCGAGAGACCUCAAGGCUUUCGCCGAGCUGUAAAAUCAUCAUCCUACCACCCGCCACCCACGGCACUCUUCAUGCAAUGAACCUCGGCCGCUGUCGUCAGUAAUUUUCUCCAAAGCAUAUUAUUUUCUUUCAGUUGUCUUGGUAUUCUUUUAAAAUUUGCCAUGAAAAAUUUGUUUCUUUUUUAUUAUAAAUUCCGU
Opisthorchis viverrini is the source of this 2029-nucleotide messenger RNA. RefSeq lists its product as hypothetical. The transcript has 7 exons. NCBI's taxonomy places the organism in Eukaryota, Metazoa, Platyhelminthes, Trematoda, Opisthorchiida, Opisthorchiidae. The annotation marks the transcript as partial. The record is from RefSeq and is a predicted model, not a curated record. Gene Ontology annotation, cellular component: cytoplasm; nucleus; cyclin-dependent protein kinase holoenzyme complex. Gene Ontology annotation, molecular function: cyclin-dependent protein serine/threonine kinase regulator activity. Gene Ontology annotation, biological process: mitotic cell cycle phase transition; regulation of cyclin-dependent protein serine/threonine kinase activity.